UGCAUACUCGAAGGAGGUUACCGUAGUUAGCAUAACCUCAGUAAUUAAUCAUAAUAAAUUAAUUUUUAGCAUUUGUAAUUAUUGCAAUUAAAAAUGAGUUCAUAUUGAGCUGAUACUCCAACUUGCUACGCAACAUUUCUGGUUUAAACCGGCGUGUCACCCGAUCAGACCAGCUUUCCAAAGUUUCGCGUCACCAAGCAGGUGAGUCGGGUAUUGAAAACUCGCCCGCCAGCAGCCAGACGUUUGGUAUUUUGUUCAGGCGUGUACCGCACACUGUGUUCAUUUUGUUUGUUUGUUUUUUUCUUCUUUUUUUCCCCCCCACAGAGAAGGAGGUGCAACAGUCUCAGAAUAAUCAGUUAACACCUUCCCAUCAGGUUUUUAUGCCAGCUAACUGAUUUUAUCUGUUCGCCUGCUUUCAGUUCUAAGUGACAACAAGAAAUGGCACAAGAAGUGAACUCUACUAUAAUAAGACACAUUCUGUUUAUUACCUGGAACAUGAUUGUUUGCUUCAGUUUGUUGCCGCUCAUAAAGGCCUGAAAGGAUCCGGUGUUCAGAUUGUGGGAUGACUGUAAGCUCUGGAUUGAUUUUUGCUUUUUAAAGACUGCGUUGAUCCUUUACCGUUUUGAACAUGGCAGGAGGAUCAGCAGCUGACUUGGGACCUACAGCUGUUGUCAAGGUUUUUUCAGCUGGAACAGCUGGCUGCGUGGCUGACCUGGUCACCUUCCCGUUGGACACCGCUAAAGUACGACUGCAGGUCCAAGGAGAAUCGAAGGCCCUCCCAAAAGGCCAGAAGGCGGCGUACAGAGGUGUAUUUGGCACCAUCAUCACCAUUGUGAGGACCGAGGGGCCGAGGAAUCUGUACAACGGGCUCCUGGCGGGGCUGCACCGACAGAUGUGCUUCGCCUCCGUCCGGAUCGGUCUGUACGACACCGUGAAGCAGCUCUACGCCCACGGAGCAGAGAAUCCUGGACUGGGGACCCGACUGCUGGCGGGCUCCACCACCGGAGUGAUGGCGGUGGCUUUUGCUCAGCCCACCGAUGUUGUGAAGGUCAGGUUCCAGGCUCAGGUCCACCAGCCGGAGAACGGCUCCGUCAAGAGGUACAGCAGCACCACGGAGGCCUACAGGACCAUCGCCAGGGUGGAGGGCCUCAAAGGGCUCUGGAAAGGGUGUCUGCUGAACAUAGCUCGUAACGCUAUUGUGAACUGCUCCGAGCUGGUGACGUAUGACAUCAUUAAAGAGCAGACCCUGAAGAACAAACUGAUGACAGACAACAUGCCGUGUCACUUCACUGCCGCGUUCGCCGCAGGUUUCUGCACCACCGUGGUGGCCUCUCCGGUGGACGUGGUGAAAACCCGCUUCAUGAACUCCGUGCCCGGGCAGUACGGCGGCGCCGCCAACUGCGCUCUGACCAUGCUGCUUAAAGAGGGGCCCUCGGCUUUUUACAAAGGGUGGGUGUCGUCGUUGAAAACCGGGGCAGAUCCAGUCCAGCAGCUGAUUUUUCUCAAUCUUUCCUUGCAGCUUCAUGCCGUCGUUCCUUCGCCUGGGGUCCUGGAACAUAGUGAUGUUUGUCAGCUACGAGCAGAUUCAGAGGGUGGUGGUAAGAUUUCAGCGGCGUCUCGCUUCAGAACGGUUUGACUGAGCGAAGCUGUGCAGCGGGAUCUGCAGCAGCGUUGAUAGUGAGCGGUCGAUCCGGACCUGGUACCUCACCAGAGAGGGCAAGCUGCAGGUUUGAUUGGUGAUUAUUAUUUUAGGUCAUAAUCGGAAACACUCUUUUGUUUUUUAACUGAGAUUUGUCAGACUCUCAGAAACUUGUUUACAUUUUUGGCCCAAGUCAAGAUCAUGUAUGUUCUCACGGCCGGUUGUGUCAGAAUGUAUUGAUAAAACCCAUUUACAAACUGCUCAAAUAUCAAUAAAUGUCAGUGUCAAUAUGUGUCUUAAAGUUAAAUAAUAUAGAUUUUUUUUCACGAGAAUCUCCCUCUAUAGGAUUUUGUGAUUGUUUUUGUAAUUUUUUGCAAUCAAAUUCACAGAUUUUAUGGUGCUGCUUUAGAAAUAUUUGUAAAUAAUUUAGUAAUAUUGGUGCUUAUGUAUGACUUUUGUUACUCGCCAUAUCGAUUAUGGACUGUCACUUGACAUCAAGUAAGGCUGAGGCAACUGUGCCGUAAAAAUAAGAAAUGCUGCCACCUGCAGGUAGGGGUUAGCAGUGGCUUCAACCCAAUGUUUUUAACCAUUUUUGCAGAAAAUUUGCAAUAAACUCAGAGUUUUCCAUUAGCCCAAAAAAAUGUGGUGAUCUGUUGAUUGGACUUGAAUUUUUGUGAUCACUGAAUUAUGAAAAACUGGAGGAAAUGAUUGAUGUUUUAUGGAAUCUAACAUCUGGAGAGCCAAGUAAUAAUCUUAGUAAAAAGAAUAAAAAUAGGGUAUCUUAAACCAGAAAUUUAAAAUAUUAAAGUAAGCAUGUUAGCCCAGUUAAAAUCUUUCUGAAUCAAUUUUUUCUGAUUCUAAUGACACUGACAUGGAAUAUUUUAAAGGAAUAUUUACUUCUUCAAGUUCAGCAGGAUAACAACGUGUUCUGAUGAUGGGUGCAUUUUUCACAUUUUGUACCUCAGACCACACGAAGAAUUCAGGAAGAGGAAGUUCUUUAAAAAAACCUAAAUUUUACAUUAUGUACAUAAUAAACAGAAGUGUAAGGCUGCAAUUUGCUGCUUGAUGUUGAACCUUUUUUUUUGCUGAAGAAACUGUUUCAAACUGUUUUUGGAUGUGCAAAAAUAAAAAAGACUAAAGAUAUAAAAGCAUUGAUGACA
Molecule: messenger RNA, 2799 nt
Organism: Xiphophorus hellerii (green swordtail)
Lineage: Eukaryota; Metazoa; Chordata; Actinopteri; Cyprinodontiformes; Poeciliidae
Product: mitochondrial uncoupling protein 2-like
Exons: 5
Coding region: 629-1636 (335 amino acids)
Biological process (GO): transmembrane transport
Source: RefSeq, a predicted model, not a curated record